Messenger RNA from Strongylocentrotus purpuratus (purple sea urchin), 1789 nucleotides. RefSeq lists its product as uncharacterized. The record is from RefSeq and is a predicted model, not a curated record. NCBI's taxonomy places the organism in Eukaryota, Metazoa, Echinodermata, Echinoidea, Camarodonta, Strongylocentrotidae. The transcript is spliced from 2 exons. The coding region runs from base 191 to 544 and encodes 117 amino acids.
GUGUGUUUCGAACUAACUCCUCGGGUUAGGUCAGAAGGGGGCCGAUAUAUAAAGCAGUCAAACUUUUAGAGGUACCAUUCCAUCCUGACAUUUAAUUGAUACGGACUUUCUGCCUCGGUACUGAUUAUUUAUUUCUGCUCCUGCGAUCUUUUUACCUCGAGGGAAGUGUGUUUUAAUACUCGCCUUCAAUAUGAAAACUGUACUAGCUAUCGUCUGUUUCUUUGCUUCCCUUGCCCUCCUGGAAGCCCAGUCGUUCGGCGGCUCGUCGGGCGAGCAGUCAUCCGUCGGUAUGAUGGGCGGCAACGGCCUCGGUGGCGGAGGACAGAUGAACGGCAACAACUACGACAACGACAACGAGUUGGAGACAAACGAACUGGACAACGAGUUUGAAAGUAACGCCGGCAUGCCCAACCUCUUCGGAAACGGAGCCAGCAACCUUUCCGACAGGACGUCCGGUGGUCAAAAGGCCGGCAUCGUCAUCGGAACCAUAAUCAUUGUCGCGUUAGUAGCAGGCGGUGUAUUCUACUUCAUCAAAAGGCGCUGAUAAUGGUGUCGAUGAUGACGAAUCGAACUCGUGUCCUCUUAGUAUCCCGAAAGCAGAGAUGCUCCUGAUUUUAUUUUUACUAACAAAUACGGCUCCAUCUCGUCUCCAUGGAAACAAUUAGCUGGACUAGUUGACGAUGAGUUAGACCCAUUGAUGUCUUUACUACAACCAGAGUUUGAUAAUUGCAGCCUAUAGUUUGAUAAUGCCGAGAGUUUGAAACUAUUCUUAAACUUCCACUCAGAAAAAUAUCAAGCAACGAUUUUUCUGUUAUCUGACCGUAUAGUGCGCAUCGUGUGGUAGACUGCAAAGGGCCCACUACAAUAAGAGCAUAGACAUGAUAAACGUGCCAAACUGGAAGGAUUUGUUUCAAAAUUUGAAAUCAAAAUUCGAUACACAAUAUCUCUAAACACCUGCUAAAUGUCAUGACAAAUCUGGAUAGGUACUAGCUUCGUUUUUCAUGAAUCGCUAAAUUUUUGUACUGGUCAUGUUUGAAUAUUUGAGCGCCAUUUAAUGAUACCCAUUUCUAAUAAGAAACGUGUGCUGCAGUAUCGUUUUCAUUAAACUAGUGCAAUAAUACUUGAUAUUUUUAUUUAUUUGCCAUUUUCAUUUAUAUUCAUUGCAUAUUAAGUAACGAAGUUAUAACUUGAAUAACUUAUUUUCCAAAAAAGUCCAACUAUUUCAAGCUCGGAAUGGUCAAAUGCAUAACAGUGUUUGUAUUUUUAUUUUGUUUUAUUUGUUUGUUUGUUGUUGUUUUUUCAGGAUGUGUUUUUGAAAAGUGCGAUCAUUUUCUCCCUCCAUUAUAAUGUAUGAUUAUCAAUCGUCUGUAUAUUAGUAUUUUGGGUAUUUACUGUAAAUAUAGUAGUAAACAUAGCACAUAACUAUCAUUUUAAGGAUCUUAAUGCUAAUCUCAAAAAUUGUAUGUAUCAAGUUGAAUCCUUAUAAUUUUCAUAUUUUAUUUUAUUAUAUAAUGUCUACGAUGAACAGUAAUGUUACAUUAAUAUAUAGAAAAUUGAUGAAAAGACGUUAUGUUGGCUUUGCCAUUAGUUUCUUUUUUUUUGUGCUGCUAUAAGAGAUGAUUGUUGUUUCUGAUUUUACUCUAACUUAAAAUAUUUAAUUUAUAGUUUGCACACGAAAAUUUGUUCCUAUUUGAAUGAGAUUUUGUUUUUGUAUCAGUGGUCGAUAUUUGUCAUCAAUGGUAUUUGUCUUUAUUAUGUUAUUUUUCAUUAAACGUAAAGAAAAUAUUCA